Messenger RNA from Hippocampus zosterae (dwarf seahorse), 980 nucleotides. RefSeq names its product hydroxysteroid (17-beta) dehydrogenase 8 (gene hsd17b8). Lineage: Eukaryota; Metazoa; Chordata; Actinopteri; Syngnathiformes; Syngnathidae. Gene Ontology annotation, molecular function: oxidoreductase activity, acting on the CH-OH group of donors, NAD or NADP as acceptor. The record is from RefSeq and is a predicted model, not a curated record. Bases 69 to 854 code for a protein of 261 amino acids. The transcript is spliced from 9 exons.
GCGUCUUUGGCGCUCUCUAGCGGCUAAACAGGAAACCGCAAAAAUACACACACAAAAAAGAAAGCAAUAUGGCGACCCCCGGGCGACUUGUGUCAAGGUUGGCGGUGGUAACUGGUGGCGGCAGCGGCAUUGGUCGCGCUGUUUGCCAGCGCUUGGCCUCCGAGGGCGCCUCCGUAGUCGUCGCUGACCUCAACGAGGCGUCAGCCAAUGAGACGCUGAAAAGCCUGCCGCGUGACCUCAGGGGUCAGGCCCACAUGGCAACGGCGGCGGACGUGGCGUCAAAAGAGAGCGUGAAGACCUUGCUCACGAGUAUCCAAGCUCGCUACUUCCAGCCACCUUCAGUGUGUGUGAACGCAGCGGGCAUCACCCUGGACAACUUCCUGCUCGACAUGGAGGAGGAUGACUUUGACAAGGUGGUCCAGGUCAACCUGAAGGGCUCCUUUUUGGUCGUACAGGCGGUGGCUCAGGCCCUGGUGGCCUCUGGAGCCACCAAAGGAUCGCUCAUUACUGUGGGCAGCAUUGUGGGCAAAGUGGGAAACAUAGGACAGGUCAAUUACGCUGCGUCAAAAGCCGGAGUGGAAGGUGUCACCAGGACGGCCGCCAAGGAGCUCGCUCGAUGGUUACAUUUCAGGUUUGGGAUUCGGUGUAACUGUGUGCUGCCAGGAUUCAUAUCGACCCCCAUGACGGACACAGUGCCCGAGAAGGUGAUCAGCAAGAUGAAGGCUCUCAUACCGCUGGGGAGGAUGGGCGAAGCGGCAGAGGUCGCUGAUGUGUGCGCCUUCCUAGCUUCGGAUGAUGCUCGUUACAUCACGGGGGCCAGCCUGGAGGUGACGGGGGGACUUUUCAUGGGCUAAACCAGAAGCCUGCUGAACAAUGUGUCUAUGCCUGAAAUCAUAGCGGACAAAUUCAAGGAUCUCGUCAGAUCCGGUCCACCGUGUAUUAUUUGUGGCCCGUGAAAUAAAAACACUGUGUCAACAUUG